CUUUAGGUGCGGUUCAAACACAUUUCCUGAAACWUUCAGAAGGAAACAAGUCGACGGAGGCUGUGGGGCUUUACGAACACCAGCAGAAUGGAUUUUGAUCUUUCGUCAGCUGUAGGUAAAGAUGAGGAGGUGAAGAAGGAGGACGCCCAAAAGGAUGAGUUCAACCUCCCUUGGAGCAAAAACAAGGAUAAAGCAAAGGACAAGAAGAGUGACGACAAAGACAAGAAGUCUGACAGCAAAGACAAGUCUCAUGACAAAGACAAGUCUCAUGACAAAGACAAGUCCAAGGACAAAGACAAGUCGAAGGACAAAGACAAGUCGAAGGACAAAGACAAGUCGAAGGACAAAGACGGCCACGGUGACAAGAAGAAAAAGAAAGAAAAGAAGGAAAAGAAGGAGGGACACAAAAAACAUGGAGGCUCUUCCUCUAGCAGUGAUGAGGACUAGAGUCUCGAUGAAUCCGCCUGCUCUGAUCRUCACUUCAGUCUUGUCUGCUGAGAUGAUUUUUUUGUGCAAACUUGAACAUUUUGUAAACAAAGCUGGAUCUAAGAAGUAAAUGUUAUUUUUCCUCUCUUCA
Molecule: messenger RNA, 577 nt
Organism: Austrofundulus limnaeus
Lineage: Eukaryota; Metazoa; Chordata; Actinopteri; Cyprinodontiformes; Rivulidae
Product: mediator of RNA polymerase II transcription subunit 19a
Exons: 4
Coding region: 88-447 (119 amino acids)
Source: RefSeq, a predicted model, not a curated record